Molecule: messenger RNA, 1476 nt
Organism: Eruca vesicaria subsp. sativa (arugula)
Lineage: Eukaryota; Viridiplantae; Streptophyta; Magnoliopsida; Brassicales; Brassicaceae
Source: the annotation of a GenBank genome assembly
AUCGAACUAUAUUUAUUUAUAAAUACAAGAAAAGAGGAGACAGAACCCAAAAUUCAGACCCACUCGUCUCUCUCUCACACUCACUCAAAUGGAGACAACACCUUCGUCCCCACCUUCCUCGCCGGAGAUUCUCAAUCUCGACUCUCUCAGAGCUCUCAAAAUCCUCGGACAAGGCGCCACUGGAACUGUCUUCCUCGCACACGACGUUGUUUCAGUCUCUUCCUCCUCUUCUCCCUUCGCCGUCAAACUUGUCCACAAAUCCUCAGCCUCCUCUCUCCGUCGCGCACGGUGGGAAAUUGAGGUCCUCCGUCGUCUCUCUGUUGAAACGAAUCAAAACCCUUUCCUCCCUCGUCUCUUAUCUUCCCACGAGUCACCGGAAAUUUUCGCCUGGGCUGUCCCGUAUUGCUCCGGCGGCGAUCUCAACGUCCUCCUUCGCCGUCAAAACGACGGCGUUUUCAGCUCCGCAGUUAUUAGAUUCUACGUGGCAGAGAUCGUCUGUGCGCUUGAGCAUCUCCACUCCAUGGGUAUCGCUUACAGAGACUUGAAACCUGAGAAUAUACUGAUACAGCAAUCCGGUCACGUUACAUUAACAGACUUCGACCUUUCCCGGAGCCUCAAAAAACCCACCCGACCCGAAUUAUAUCAACCCGACCCGGAAUUAUGCGCGGGUCGUAAAAAAAGUCGGAGCUUUUCUCGCUGGGUCUCGUCAGAGAGCAAGAAAACAAGAUCCGCUCGGGUCAACCCGAUUACCCGCCGGAAAACCAGUUUUUCCUCCGGCGAACGUUCCAAUUCCUUCGUCGGAACUGAUGAGUACCUUUCGCCGGAGGUAAUUCGCGGCGACGGUCACGACUUCGCCGUCGAUUGGUGGGCGCUCGGAGUUCUCGCCUACGAGAUGAUGUACGGAGAGACGCCGUUCAAAGGGAAGAGCAAGAAGGAGACUUUUCGAAACGUGCUGGUCAAGGAACCUGAGUUCGCCGGAAAACCUAAUGACCUAACGGAUCUUAUCCGGCUGUUGCUUGUGAAAGAUCCGAGUAGGCGGUUAGGUAGCCGCCGCGGCGCAGCGGAGAUAAAGGAGCAUCCUUUUUUCGCGGGAGUGAGGUGGGAGUUGUUAACGGAAGUUUUGCGACCUCCGUUUAUUCCGUUAAGAGAUGACGGGGAAUUAACGGUUGGUGGUGGGUUUGAUAUAAGGGAACAUUUGGAGAAACUGAGAUGGACACCGUCAUCUGCUCCUCCGUCACCGUUACAAUCUCCACCGCACGUGUGUCGUAACAGCGAUUCGUUCAUUGAUUUUUGAUCCACGUGUGUGGAAUUAACACGUACAAAGUUGUAGAUAACAUUUUUCUUCUUCUGUGUUGUAAAUUUUAUUUUUCUGAUUUUCAUUUGUAUGAAAAUCAUUGUAAAAUUAUUUAGAAGACUUCGCUUCACAAUCCGAAGAAAAACUAGCAAACUUUAAAUAAAAAGAAAUAUUGUUUUCAA